CAACCACUACUAUACGUAUAGAAUAUUGACAUUGUCUCGUUUCGGCACUUGUGUGUUAUAAUAUAAUUAUUUUUCUAAAAAUUUUUUUGCCGAAUUCUACUCAGAACCGAAGAUCGUUGGCCGAUUAUUUAACGUAUUAGAUACUUUCGAAUAACACAAACACAAUAUGUCCGAACCAGCAAAAGGUGAGGAGUUGGCAACAGCAAUUUUAAAGCAGAAAGAUCGUCCAAACAGGCUUAUCGUAGAAGAAGCAAUCAACGAUGAUAACUCGGUUAUUGCAUUGUCACAGGCGAAAAUGGAUGAGCUGCAACUCUUCCGCGGUGACACCGUGUUGUUGAAAGGUAAACGACGCAAGGAAUCUGUAUGUAUUGUUUUGUCCGAUGAAACGUGUCCGGAUGAAAAAGUACGCAUGAACAGGGUCGUGCGUAACAACUUGCGUGUAAGAAUAUCAGAUAUCGUACAAAUACAACAGUGUCCUGAUGUCAAAUACGGCAAACGCAUUCAUGUUCUCCCCAUCGAUGAUACGGUUGAAGGAUUAACUGGAAAUUUGUUCGAAGUAUUCCUCAAACCUUACUUCUUGGAAGCAUACAGACCCAUACACAAAGACGACAAUUUCAUUGUACGCGGAGGAAUGAGGGCAGUAGAAUUCAAAGUAGUUGAGACUGAUCCAUCUCCUUAUUGUAUCGUUGCAUACGACACAGUCAUUCAUUGUGAAGGAGAUCCAAUUAAAAGAGAGGAAGAAGAAGAAGCAUCAAAUACAGUUGGCUAUGAUGAUAUAGGAGGAUGUCGUAAACAAUUGGCGCAAAUCAAAGAAAUGGUCGAACUUCCACUUAGACAUCCGAGUUUAUUCAAAGCUAUCGGAGUGAAACCUCCCAGAGGUAUUCUGUUGUACGGUCCUCCAGGAACUGGUAAAACACUUAUCGCCCGUGCUGUUGCCAACGAGACUGGAGCAUUUUUCUUCCUAAUCAAUGGCCCCGAAAUCAUGAGCAAACUUGCCGGCGAAUCCGAAAGCAAUUUGAGAAAAGCCUUUGAAGAAGCUGAUCGUAACUCGCCGUCUAUCAUUUUCAUAGAUGAACUAGACGCAAUCGCUCCUAAACGUGAAAAAACUCAUGGAGAAGUAGAACGUCGUAUUGUGUCUCAACUGCUGACACUUAUGGAUGGCUUAAAGUCAUCUUCUCAUGUAAUUGUUAUGGCUGCAACUAAUCGUCCCAAUUCUAUUGAUUCGGCACUUAGGCGAUUUGGACGUUUCGACCGUGAAAUCGAUAUCGGUAUACCAGACGCCACUGGCCGUUUAGAAGUUUUAAGAAUUCAUACUAAAAACAUGAAACUCGCUGAGGAAGUGGAUUUGGAACAGAUUGCUGCAGAAACUCACGGUCAUGUGGGUGCUGAUCUCGCUUCGUUAUGUUCUGAAGCGGCUUUACAACAAAUCCGUGAAAAAAUGGAUUUAAUAGAUUUGGAAGACGAUCAAAUCGAUGCCGAAGUUCUGGCGUCAUUGGCCGUCACGAUGGAGAACUUCAGAUACGCUAUGGGCAAGAGCAGUCCGAGUGCAUUGAGAGAAACUAUUGUCGAAGUACCAAAUGUCACUUGGGAAGAUAUUGGUGGUUUGGAAAAUGUCAAGCGAGAAUUACAAGAAUUGGUUCAGUAUCCGGUCGAGCAUCCUGAUAAAUUCUUAAAGUUCGGUAUGCAACCGUCUAGAGGUGUACUGUUUUAUGGUCCUCCUGGUUGUGGUAAAACUCUGUUGGCUAAAGCUAUCGCUAACGAAUGCCAAGCUAACUUUAUUUCCGUCAAGGGUCCCGAAUUAUUGACUAUGUGGUUCGGUGAAUCUGAAGCCAAUGUCCGUGACAUUUUCGACAAGGCUAGGGCAGCUGCACCUUGUGUACUCUUUUUCGACGAGUUAGAUUCUAUUGCCAAAUCGAGAGGAGGAAACGUCGGCGACGCGGGUGGUGCUGCUGACAGGGUGAUUAACCAAAUCCUAACAGAAAUGGAUGGUAUGGGUGCUAAGAAAAAUGUUUUCAUCAUCGGAGCCACAAACAGACCCGAUAUUAUUGAUCCCGCUAUUCUCCGUCCUGGUCGUUUAGAUCAGCUUAUCUAUAUUCCUCUGCCCGAUGAGAAGUCGCGUGAAGCAAUUUUCAAGGCCAAUUUGAGAAAGUCUCCUGUUGCUAAAGACGUCGAUCUCAUUUACAUUGCUAAGGUAACCCACGGUUAUUCUGGUGCGGAUUUGACAGAAGUCUGUCAACGUGCUUGCAAACUUGCCAUCCGACAAAGUAUUGAAGCAGAAAUUAGACGCGAGCGCGAAGCCGCCAACAAUCAAGGAGGAUUGAUGGAGACUGACGUAGUCGAAGACGACCCGGUCCCGGAAAUCACCAAGGCACACUUUGAAGAAGCCAUGUUGUACGCACGUCGUUCUGUUACGGACAACGACAUUCGCAAAUACGAAAUGUUCUCUCAAACGCUUCAACAGUCUCGGGGCUUCGGCACCAACUUCAGGUUCCCGACCUCGACUGGCCAACCGGCCGCCAACAAUGCGUCGACUGGCGGUGAUCAGCCAACGUUCCAAGACGAUGGCGAUGAUGACUUGUACAACUAAGUCGGUUUUCUCCUUUCAGAUAAAGAAAUAGAAAAUGUAUAUUCGAAAUUAAGGAUUCAAGCAUUUUUUUUAUAUUAUAUUAUUUUAAAAUAAAAUGAAAAAAAAGAAAAGAGUACACCUCGAUCA
Adelges cooleyi (spruce gall adelgid) is the source of this 2713-nucleotide messenger RNA. RefSeq names its product transitional endoplasmic reticulum ATPase TER94 (gene TER94). The transcript is spliced from 13 exons. Gene Ontology annotation, biological process: retrograde protein transport, ER to cytosol; mitotic spindle disassembly; autophagosome maturation. Gene Ontology annotation, molecular function: polyubiquitin modification-dependent protein binding; ATP hydrolysis activity; ATP binding. Gene Ontology annotation, cellular component: cytosol; nucleus; VCP-NPL4-UFD1 AAA ATPase complex. The coding region runs from base 167 to 2587 and encodes 806 amino acids. Lineage: Eukaryota; Metazoa; Arthropoda; Insecta; Hemiptera; Adelgidae. The record is from RefSeq and is a predicted model, not a curated record.